GCUAAAGUAUACUCGUACCAAUCCACUUCAGAGGGCAUAAGUCCAAAAGAUUGAUCGGUUGGGGAUAGAAUCAAAACCCCAAGAACUUUAUGCUAAAGCCAACCGACAUCUCAGCCAUCAGUUCUACAAAUACCCAUUUCUUGCAGGACAUAGGCCAAGAGAGUACCAAGCAAAAAGGUUGCUGAGAGACAAGAGAGAGAGAUAUGGGUUGGUUAUGGUCUGAGAGAAGGGGUCCAGGAUGGAAGCAGGGUUGGACAGAGCAGACUCUAGCCUCUGUCUCGCCACCUCCUUUUCCUUUGCUUGCCAUUUUCUUUAUAAUUUUCCUCCUCCUGUUUGUUUCAUCUUAUUUUAACUUCAAGGACCAGAUGGAGCAUACGGUGAUUAACUUUAACUUGUUUCUGCUGUUCUUGCCUGUGCUACUGAUACUUGUUGCACAGGUUUUGUCCAAGUGCGAGAGUUUUAUUGUUCCUGCUACAAAAGCAGAGUAUGGUAGGAUUCGUCGAAGCUGGGAUUUGCCUUGGGGCGUGGUGGCGUUGGUGGUGGUGCUUUUGGUGAUGCUCUCUUACCAAUCAUCGUUUCGGUCUGUUUGGUCUCCGAUUGUGUGGAGGUCUGUUUGAUUAGUGAUGAGUUCAUGUAGUCAUGUAUAGAGCAAGAUUUUCUUGGGUAUUGAAAAGAGUCGCAACGUUUAAUAGUCGUUCUAUUUUGAUGAAGUACAAUACUUGAGAAGUUGAUGCC
Molecule: messenger RNA, 735 nt
Organism: Manihot esculenta (cassava)
Lineage: Eukaryota; Viridiplantae; Streptophyta; Magnoliopsida; Malpighiales; Euphorbiaceae
Exons: 1
Coding region: 204-617 (137 amino acids)
Source: RefSeq, a predicted model, not a curated record